UAGUUCUACAGUCCCUCUGCUCUACACCCUUUCUAACGAAAAAAAUCAAAAUCUCCCAAACUUUGCCGUGAAAUAAUCCUUCUUCUGCUCUUCCAUCUUCAACUUGAAGAAGUCAUGGGUUCUGAUGCGGACAUGGAGGAUUACGGGUUCGAGUACUCCGACGAGGAGCCUGAAGAACAGGAUGUUGAUAUUGAGAAUCAGUAUUACAACUCUAAAGGCUUGGUUGAAACGGAUCCUGAAGCAGCACUUGAGGGUUUUGCAGAAGUAGUUCGCAUGGAACCUGAGAAGGCUGAAUGGGGAUUCAAGGCUUUAAAGCAAACUGUUAAACUCUACUAUAAACUUGGGAAGUAUAAGGAAAUGAUGGAUGCUUACAGAGACAUGCUUACUUAUAUCAAAUCUGCCGUAACACGAAACUACAGUGAAAAGUGCAUUAACAACAUUAUGGAUUUUGUCUCUGGAUCUGCAAGCCAGAAUUUCAGUCUGUUGCAAGAGUUUUAUCAGACCACUUUGAGAGCACUCGAAGAAGCAAAAAAUGAGAGGCUAUGGUUCAAGACAAAUCUGAAGCUUUGUAAGAUAUGGUUUGAUAUGGGUGAAUAUGGUAGAAUGAGCAAGAUUUUGAAGGAACUUCAUAAAUCUUGUCAAAAAGAAGAUGGCUCAGAUGACCAGAAGAAAGGAACACAGCUAUUGGAGGUGUAUGCCAUCGAAAUUCAGAUGUACACUGAGACUAAGAACAACAAAAAGCUCAAGGAACUAUACUUAAAAGCCCUUUCGAUCAAAUCAGCUAUACCUCAUCCUAGAAUUAUGGGAAUUAUCCGGGAAUGUGGUGGGAAAAUGCAUAUGGCUGAGCGGCAGUGGGCAGAAGCAGCCACCGACUUUUUUGAAGCUUUCAAAAACUAUGAUGAAGCAGGAAACCAGAGGCGAAUUCAAUGCUUAAAAUAUUUGGUUCUUGCUAAUAUGUUGAUGGAAUCUCUCGUGAACCCUUUUGAUGGUCAAGAAGCAAAACCAUAUAAAAAUGACCCUGAAAUAUUGGCUAUGACGAACCUGAUAGCAGCAUAUCAACGAAAUGAGAUUUUAGAGUUUGAAAAAAUUCUGAAGAGUAACAGGAGAACCAUUAUGGAUGAUCCCUUCAUCCGAAAUUACAUUGAAGAUCUUCUGAAGAAUGUCAGAACCCAGGUGUUGCUUAAGCUUAUUAAACCUUAUACGAGGAUCCGCAUCCCGUUCAUAUCAAAGGAGCUCAAUGUGCCAGAGAAGGAUGUUGAAGAUUUGUUAGUUUCCCUUAUCUUGGACAAUCGGAUCCACGGGCAUAUUGAUCAAGUGAAUCGGCUUUUAGAGCGUGGUGACAGGUUGAAGACUCUUCUUCUAGCUUAUUUCAGUUGUCAUUUUUUGAAGCGAUGAAUUUGUUUUAGUUUCUCAUAUUAUUUUGGUUCUUUUUCCCGACGCGCCAAAUUGCAGUUCCAAGGGAAUGAAAAAGUAUGCUGCAAUGGACAAGUGGAACACACAGCUUAAAUCGCUCUCUCAUACUAUCUGUAACCGAGUUUGUUGAAAGUUGUGCCAUGGCAAGAGCUACCGCCUUCUCAAAAUUAAGCCUCUAUUUUACCAAUUCUGUCUUCAUUAGUUAUGUGACUGAAUCUUUUCAACAGAUGACUUCAUUUGGAUGAUCCGAGUACAUAGCAAAGAUGUCUAGUGAAAUUUUUGUGGUAGAGUGGGCAAAUGGGGGGAAGCUACCUUUGAUAUUUUGCCUUUCCUUCUAAGACAGCGAAAAGUAUUGUGUAGCAUUGAAGCUGAGAAUUUAGAAGGAACCAUGCUUGAGGAAUUUGUUCUUUUUCUUUUUGCGAUUGUGAAUCGUUUUGCUGUUUGUUAUUGCAGUAUCGUUUUGAAUCUUACAACAUGUGGCACUUGUUCCAAAAUUAUACAAUGGUUGGAAAUAAAAAAAAACUACCCACACGGCCAAUAUUAUCAUCUUCAUCUUCACUUGAAACUAUUCCAGUGUUGCAUUAUUAUUAUUUUACUUAUGCGCGAUACUCCAAAAUCACUUUCAUAUUGAAUAGUAGUAUUUCUUAGAUAUUCUUUAUUAUUUUUGUGUAGUGGUAUAAUAAUCCUUUCAUUAUUAUCUUAUAUCUUUCUGAAAUUGUAAAAUAAACUUAUGUAUUAAUACCAAUAUACAUUAAUUACA
Messenger RNA from Oldenlandia corymbosa var. corymbosa, 2173 nucleotides. The record is from the annotation of a GenBank genome assembly. NCBI's taxonomy places the organism in Eukaryota, Viridiplantae, Streptophyta, Magnoliopsida, Gentianales, Rubiaceae.